Molecule: messenger RNA, 3290 nt
Organism: Culex quinquefasciatus (southern house mosquito)
Lineage: Eukaryota; Metazoa; Arthropoda; Insecta; Diptera; Culicidae
Product: ATP-dependent RNA helicase dbp2
Cellular component (GO): nucleus; cytoplasm; ribonucleoprotein complex
Molecular function (GO): RNA helicase activity; RNA binding; ATP binding
Source: RefSeq, a predicted model, not a curated record
CUCGCUGCGCUCCCAAAGCUCGUCGCAGUUUGAGUGAAUCACCCAAAGUGUUAACAUCGCGAAGCCCACGCCUGUCCGCUGUUUCGCCACAUUUUGCUAGAAUUUAACGCAAGGAACCUCCCAAAACCAGACUCAAAAUGUACGGUAAUCGUCAACCAUCAGCAGGAGGGUUCCGCGGUGGACGUCCAGGCGGUGGCGCUGGAGGCGGCGGUGGUGGCUUCCGCGGGGGUGAUCGUCCCUCGGGCGGAUUUGGAGGCGGCGGCUUCGGAGGAGGAGCCAACCGGGGUUCGUUUGGCGAUCGGCAGGCCAACAACGGGGCCAACCUGCGCUCGAUCAAGUGGACCAGCGGCGAUCUGACGCCGUUCGAGAAGAACUUUUACAAGCCGUCGGAGCAGAUUAUGGCCCUGUCGGAGACGGAUUUCAACGCGUACCUAGCCAAGCUGGAGAUUACGCUGAAGGGACGGGAUAUCCCGAGGCCGUGCAUUACGUUUGGGGACUGCGGUCUGCCGGAUUAUAUUUUGGAGGAGACCGUCAAGCAGGGCUUCACCAAGCCGACGGCAAUUCAGGCCCAAGGCAUGCCAAUUGCGAUGACUGGCCGCGACAUGGUCGGAAUCGCCCAGACCGGAUCGGGCAAAACGCUAGCGUACGUUGCGCCUGCUUUGGUCCACAUCCAGCACCAGGAAACGGUUCAUCGUGGGGAUGGUCCGAUCGCUUUGAUUCUGGCCCCGACGCGUGAGUUGGCUCAGCAGAUCCAGCAGGUGGCGAACGAUUUUGGCCAGCGGACGAACACCAACAAUACGUGCGUGUUUGGUGGUGCCCCGAAGGGACCGCAAAUCCGUGAUCUGGAACGCGGAGCGGAGAUUGUGAUUGCCACGCCCGGUCGGUUGAUCGAUUUCCUCGAGCGAGGAAUCACGAACCUGCGACGGUGCACCUAUCUGGUGCUUGACGAAGCCGACCGGAUGUUGGACAUGGGCUUCGAGCCUCAAAUCCGCAAGAUUAUGGGCCAAAUCCGUCCGGAUCGCCAGGUGCUCAUGUGGUCCGCCACGUGGCCCAAGGAAGUCCGCAACUUGGCGGAGGAAUUCCUCAACGAUUACAUCCAGAUCAACAUCGGUUCGCUGAACCUGUCCGCCAACCACAACAUCCUGCAAAUCGUGGACGUUUGCGAGGACUACGAGAAGGACCAGAAGCUCAUGAAGCUGUUGACGGAAAUCUCGGCCGAGGCCGAAACCAAGACGAUCGUGUUCGUCGAAACCAAGCGCCGCGUCGACGAUAUUACCCGCAGCAUCUGCCGGAACGGGUGGCGCGCGGUUUCAAUCCACGGUGACAAGUCCCAACAGGAGCGGGACUACGUACUGAAUGCAUUCCGAAACGGACGCCAGGGCAUCCUGGUGGCCACCGACGUUGCCGCUCGUGGGCUGGACGUCGAAGACGUAAAGUUCGUAAUCAAUUACGACUACCCGUCGAACUCGGAAGAUUACGUCCACCGCAUCGGACGUACUGGCCGCUCGAACAACACCGGCACCGCGUACACGCUGUUCACCAACUCGAACGCGAACAAGGCGGGCGACCUCAUCAAUGUGCUGCGCGAAGCGAACCAGGUCAUCAACCCGAAGCUGGUCGAGAUGACCAAGCACGGAAUGCGCGGCGGAGGUCGCAGCCGCUACGGCAAUAACAACCGGUACGGCCAGAACCGUCCCCCGCGUGACAACAACGGCUACGGUGGCCAGCGCAACGACGGAGGCAACCGAUUUGGAGCGGGUGGCAACAAGUUCGGCGGAGGUGGUGGCGGUGGAGCCGGCAACGGUUACGGCCAGCAGCGCGACCAGGGUAACCGUAUGGCCAACGGAUCGGGACCGCCCCGACCGAGCCGAUUCUCGGCCGCACCUCCUCGGGGGCGUCCUCGUACGGGCUCGAACGGAUCGGCCGGAGGUGGCUACGGAGCCAAGAGCGGUGGCUACCAGAACGGAGGCGGUGCCAGCAACGGAAGUGCCGCACCCGCCAACGGAUACGGAUCGUACAAACCGUACAGCUCUGCCCCUCCCAGCCAAUCGGCGGCACCGGCUACCGGAGCGGCCCCGUCCUACGGAGCGUACCCACGACCUGCACCUGCACUAGCGUCCUACCAGUUUGCUUCGAUGCCCCCGCAGGGCGGACAGGCGUUCGCGUUUCCCCCGCCACCAGUGGCCAUGAACUAAAUACCUGCUUUUAUCAUCCCCCUUGACUUUGUGACAAACCUACACAAAACAUUCUUAUCUCAUUGAUUCUUUUUUUGAGAAAUCAAAUAUUUUCAUCCCAAACUCAUACUAGCAGAAUGAACGUGAGUGAAUAUGAUUAGUUUUAACGGAAACAAACAAAAACACACACACAUUUACAAAAAAAAACAUUAAUGGUAAACCUACACAAACAAACAUUAGGAUUAAGCGCGUCCUAUUUAUUUAAUUGAUUGUUACUAGCCGGUACCGGUAGAGUGCCACAACAAAAAAGGAAUAUCAGCGGGGUGUGAGAACUCUUUUACUUUUCUUUUUUUUGUAAUCCUCGAUACGAUUGAUUACGUAAAUGUGAUAUAUAUAUUUGUAGCACAUAACACCCGUCACCACCCCCCGAAACAAACAAGAAAUAACUAGCGAAAUGAAGAAUUUAAGCGAAUAUUCUUUGCACUCACCGUUCCUUGUACGAAGAGAAAUCAACAUCAAAGUCAUUGAAUUUUGUAUUUAUUUCGUUUCCCAAGUGGAGGCUGGUUCUGCGCGCUAACACACGCAGAUCAUCAUAAAUUUUAGAACGAAUGUGUGUACGACGCGGAAUGAAUUUUUGAAAUACUGAUUGAAAGUGUGAAUUCUCUUGUGUAGGCAAUAAAAUGAAGCGUAUAUAUUAUAAUAUUCUCUUUAACUCAUUGCAAAACGGUAGCACUCUAUGAUUAAAACUAAAGGUUAAACCGUGUCCGACGUGUGCGAGAGACGUGGGUGGGUCGUUGAAUAGCGAAAAGUAUUACAAUACACUACAGGAAAACCCGCGACCCACCCAGUCGUGUGUCGCGCACCUUAACUAUGUGUCUCAGAUGUGUGGGCCAAACAGAGGAAGGACAAUUGCGCCUGCCAUCUUUUAACUAACCUUCCCCCCAUAUUGAUUAAAAACAUUCUUCUCCCAGCAGAAAAACAAAAAAUGUGUGUGUUGUACGUAGGCAACUCUGAACUGUGUAAUUUGUUUUGCCGGAUGUGAUUUUCGGUCGAAUGAAUGGCUACUGUUUUAGAGUGGAAGUGGAUAUAGUACAAUAAAAGGAUAUCUUAAAAUAA